UUUUCCUUUGAAAUCUUGCGAUUUUGUUUGUUGCAGAUGUUCAGAGAGAGGAGAAGACCGUCGAGAAAGCGAUCAAGGAUGCGGCCAAACGCAACGACAUGGGCUCAGCAAAGGUUCUUGCUAAGGAACUUGUGAGGUCAAGACGAGCUGUGAACCGUCUUUAUGAAAAUAAAGCACAACUGAAUUCAAUUUCGAUGCAUCUUGGUGAACUUGUUGCAACUGCUAGAACUGUUGGCCAUUUGUCCAAGAGUGCAGAGGUUAUGAAACUUGUUAAUAAUCUUAUGAAAGCUCCAGAAGUUGCUGCCACCAUGCAGGAGUUCAGCAAGGAAAUGACUAAGGCAGGGGUGAUUGAAGAAAUGGUGAAUGAUGCCGUUGACUCAGCUUUGGACUCUGAAGAGAUUGAGGAGGAAACGGAAGUAGAGGUCGAAAAAGUGCUUGCUGCAUUAGCAGGCGAGACCAUGUCACAGCUCCCUGAUGCUGUUAGAAAGGAGAGGAUAAAGCAACCUUCAGCAAGCCAAAGAACCAGCACAGAGGCAGAAGCUGUUGCUGAAGGAGAUGAUGAGGGAGAACUAGAUGAGAUUAGAGCAAGACUAGCUAAAGUAAGGUCAUAGGUUUGUACAAAACCUUAACUCAAGGUUUGUUGCAUUGUGAUGGUGUUAACUUAUGCGUAUGAUUUAUCAAGAUAACGCGUCUGUCUGCAUUUGUAUAUCUGCUCUCAAAUUUAUCGUAGUAAUUUAUAUAUAAAUAAUUCGAUGAUAUACCUUUUUCUC
Asparagus officinalis (garden asparagus) is the source of this 770-nucleotide messenger RNA. RefSeq names its product vacuolar protein sorting-associated protein 24 homolog 1-like. The transcript is spliced from 5 exons. Gene Ontology annotation, biological process: late endosome to vacuole transport; protein transport; endosome transport via multivesicular body sorting pathway. Gene Ontology annotation, cellular component: multivesicular body; ESCRT III complex. Lineage: Eukaryota; Viridiplantae; Streptophyta; Magnoliopsida; Asparagales; Asparagaceae. The coding region runs from base 99 to 611 and encodes 170 amino acids. The record is from RefSeq and is a predicted model, not a curated record.